Penicillium atrosanguineum is the source of this 1137-nucleotide messenger RNA. RefSeq names its product putative integral membrane protein. Lineage: Eukaryota; Fungi; Ascomycota; Eurotiomycetes; Eurotiales; Aspergillaceae. The coding region runs from base 1 to 1137 and encodes 378 amino acids. The record is from RefSeq and is a predicted model, not a curated record. The transcript has 3 exons.
AUGGACGCCGAUAGACGCAAAGAGGCCAUCUUGGCGGCCGUGAGCGACGAUAGUCGCAGCCAAGCUAUUCUUGUGGUCACCGUUGUGUUUCUCGUCAUCUCCUUGAUCAGCGUUGGUCUACGAUGCUUCGUUCGAACUCGUGUUGUCAAAGCCUUUGGGUGGGAUGAUACCACGAUGCUUAUUGCGAUGGCCUUUAACCUUGUCUUCGCUAUUUGCGGGAUCACAGGAUCAAAAUACGGUAUGGGCCGAAAACUUCUUUACUUUGAGGCAGAGCCUCAGAACUUCCACAAGGCCUUGCUUUGCUGGUGGUUGGGCCAGAUUUUCUACGUGAUCACUUGCGUCGUCGCCAAGAUCUCCGUCUGCAUCACCUUACUUCGAAUUACCAUUGAUCGCAUUCACGCCUGGAUCAUCUUCGGUGCCAUGUCUUUGUCGGUGGUGGUCGGCCUGAUCUUUUUCUUCUUCACUAUAUUUCAAUGUCAACCAGUCAACUAUUUCUGGAACCGGGAGUCGGAGACGGGUACUUGUAUCGACAAGAACCUACUCAUCGGCAUCGCAUACUUGUACAGUGUCGGUGCAGCACUUACAGAUCUGACCAUUGGUGUUCUGCCCGUGGCGUUGAUUUGGAACUUGCGCAUGAACCAGCGCACUAAGGUUGCCAUUGUCGGGAUUUUGGGAAUUGGUUGCAUCGCGAGUGCAGCAGUUAUCAUCCGUAUUCCCUUUGUCCACAACUACAAGGACUUGGAACUUUUGUACAAUACCUACCAAAUCUCGAUCUGGUCGAACAUUGAAGCAGGACUAGGCAUCACAGCUGGGUCUCUCACGACUCUCCGACCUUUAAUUCGAUUCCUUCGUGAUAAUCCCUCCGGCUCUCGCACCCCCAGAUCCUUUCCCCUAUCCAGCAAAGUGGCGCCCGGGCUCCACCGUUCCUUGCGAUCGAAGCACGAAGAUCGAGAAGAUGUACACCAGCUUUGGACUGGCAGUGAGGUGGAUGACUAUCACGGGGUGACUACUACCAUCAUGGGAAGUCAGCGGCCGAACCCGACCAGCAGCAGCGAGGAGGAUCUCAACCCGAAUAACAUUAAUAGUACCGGGUGGAAGGUUGAACGGUCUGUUCGUGUGUCUGUGCACGAUGAAUGA